AUGAAUCAGGUCACAAUUCAUUGGGAUGUGGUAAUAGCUCUCUACAUAUUCUUCAGUUGGUGUCAUGGAGGGAUUACAAAUAUAAACUGCUCUGGACACAUCUGGGUAGAACCUGCCACAAUUUUUAAGAUGGGUAUGAAUAUCUCUAUAUAUUGCCAGGCAGCAAUUAAGAACUGCCAACCAAGGAAACUUUAUUUUUAUAAAAAUGGCUUCAAAGAAAGAUUUCAAAUCACAAGAAUCAAUAAAACAACAGCUCGCCUUUGGUAUAACAACUUUGUGGAGCCACAAGCCUUUGUGUACUGUACUGCUGAGUGUUCCAGAUAUUCUCCAGAGACACUAAUAUGUGGAAAAGACAUUUCUUCUGGAUAUCCACCAGAUGUCCCUGACAAAGUAACCUGUGUCAUUUAUGAAUAUUCAGGCAACAUGACUUGUACCUGGAACCCUGGGAGGCCCACCUUCAUAGACACAAAGUAUGUGGUGUACCUGAAGAGUUUAGAGACAGGAGAAGAGCAAGAAUAUCUCACUUCAAGUUACAUUAACAUCUCCACUGAUUCACUGCAAAAGGGCAAGAAGUAUUUGGUUUGGGUCCAAGCUUCAAAUGCACUGGGCAUGGAGAAGUCGAAACAACUGCAAAUUCAUUUGGAUGAUAUAGUGAUACCUUCUGCAUCCAUUAUUUCCAGGGCUGUGGAUAUAAAUACUACAGUGUCCAAGACUGUAAUCCACUGGAAUAGUCAAACAUCAAUUGAAAAAGUUUCCUGUGAAAUGAGAUACAAAGCUACAACAAACGAAACUUGGAACGUUAAAGAAUUUGACACCAAUUUUACAUACGAGCAACAGUCAGAAUUCUACUUGCAGCCAAAUGCUAUGUAUGUAUUUCAAGUGAGAUGUCAAGAAACGGGUAAAAGGUACUGGCAGCCCUGGAGUUCACCCUUUUUCCAUAAAACUCCUGAAAUAGGUCCUCAUGUCACAAUGAAAUCAUUCCAACAUGAUACUCAGAAUUCUGGACUUCUAAUUGCUUCCAUCUUUAAAAAACACCUUACUUCUGACAACAGGAAACAAGACAUUGGACUUUUAUUGGGAAUGGUCUUCUUUGCUGUUAUGCUGUCAGUUCUAUCUUUGAUUGGGAUAUUUAACAGAUCACUUCGAACUGGAAUUAAAAGAAGAAUCUUAUUGCUAAUACCAAAGUGGCUCUAUGAAGAUAUUCCUAAUAUGGAAAACAGUAAAGCUGUGAAAAUACUUCAGGAAAAAAAUGAAUUUAUGAAUAACAAUUCCAGUGAACAGGUCCUAUACGUUGAUCCAGUGAUUACAGAGAUAGAAAUCAUUCUCCCAGAAGAAAAACCCAUGGGCUACAAGAAAGAAAACAAUACAGGAUGCCUGGAGAGAAAAGAGAGCCUGGAGAAGUCACUACUCACCAACACUACAGUUGUAUAUAUUCCUGAUCUCAACACUGGGUAUAAACCCCAGAUUUCAAGUUUUCUCCCUGAGGGAAACCAUUUCAGCAAUGAUGAUGAAACAGCUUCCUCAACUCUGGAACUACCGGCUGACUCCUUAAACGUGGGAAACAAUGCCAGGUUUAAAAAAUAUCCUGAUUUUGCUUUCUCUGUCUCAAGUUCAAAUUCACUAAGUAACACACUAUUUCUUGAAGGAUUAAGCCUCAUUUUAAAUCAAGGAGAAUGCAGUCCUCUGGACAUGCAAAACUCAAUAGAGGGGGAAACUGCCAUGCUUCUGGAAGAUGCAUCACUGAAUGAAACUAUUCCAGAACAAACCCUGCUGCCUGAUGAAUUUGUCUCCUGUUUGGGGAGCAUGAACAAAGAGUUGCCAUCUAUUGAUUCUUACUUUCCACAAAAUAUUUUGGAAAGCCACUUCAAUAGGAUUUCAUUCUUAGAAAAGUAG
Molecule: messenger RNA, 1893 nt
Organism: Rangifer tarandus platyrhynchus (Svalbard reindeer)
Lineage: Eukaryota; Metazoa; Chordata; Mammalia; Artiodactyla; Cervidae
Source: the annotation of a GenBank genome assembly